Messenger RNA from Culex pipiens pallens (northern house mosquito), 2527 nucleotides. Its product is annotated as glutamyl-tRNA(Gln) amidotransferase subunit C-1, mitochondrial-like. Bases 949 to 1434 code for a protein of 161 amino acids. Gene Ontology annotation, molecular function: glutaminyl-tRNA synthase (glutamine-hydrolyzing) activity. The transcript has 2 exons. Gene Ontology annotation, cellular component: glutamyl-tRNA(Gln) amidotransferase complex; mitochondrion. The record is from RefSeq and is a predicted model, not a curated record. Gene Ontology annotation, biological process: regulation of translational fidelity; glutaminyl-tRNAGln biosynthesis via transamidation; mitochondrial translation. Lineage: Eukaryota; Metazoa; Arthropoda; Insecta; Diptera; Culicidae.
UCUAUGUGCAAAAACCUCAAUCUGUGUAAUUUGAUGUCAAAGUAUUGCUGGACAUUUUUAAAUCCCAUUUAAACAAAGUUGGGUAUUUUUCAAUUCUAAAAACGCACCAAUAGACCUAGAAUGGUGCUUUUUAAGUGUACUUAUCGGGAACUAUCAAAAGUUUAGUUUAAACUUAUUUUUGAAUAAAUUUGUUUCAUACGACCUUUGAUUGCACAUAGGACACGUUUCAUAGAACAAUUUUUGCAGAUAGGAUUAAACACAUUGGAGCAAAUGCGUGCAGCAUUGCACAUAGGACUUUUCUAAAUUAAAUUUAAAUCUUUAUUUAAAAAGAAAAACUUUUUUUAUGAUAAUGAUGUUUGUACAAUCCUCGCGCAACGUGUGGUCAUCAGCUGAUCGAGAGCAUGAAAUGUUUCAAUGCUUGCAGCGCGAGAGAGAGAAACCGUUAGGAGAAAAAGUCGACCAAUCAGCGCUCUCGAAGGCAUCUGUCAGAUAGGUGCUGGCAAAACAUCCUAUGCGACAAUGUAAACAAUAUUUGGUUGAGUCGCAUAGGACUUUUCAAGUUUUGCGUUGUUUUUUUUUGUUUUUUUACGUUUUUAAAAUUUAAAAAUGAUUGAAUCCUGUCGUAAGCUGUUCAGGUAAGUUAUUUUUUAUUAUACAGUACGGUGACAGCACAAAUUAUGGCGUUUUUUUCGCGUUAAUUUUUAUUACAGAUCUGAUCGGUGCCCAAAUCUCCACCGAAAGAAACCGGCCUACCUGGAGGCGGGUCAGCACGGAUUCCCGGUAACGGUUCGAGUCGGUAGACAAUAGUGUAAUAAACAUCUGCUUCAAUACGACGGUGUUGGAAAAUCCGACGAUAUUGGCUGUCGAAAUUCUGCAGGACGCGGCCGGAACCAAGAAAAUUCAGCUUAUCAAUCCCGUGUUCCUUCGUAGUUCGGCUCCUCGUGUGACAUGAUUAGAAUUCCGUGCCAUCUACGACCACCCCCGGGACGCACCCUCCACUCGCUGGUGAGGACCUUUGCCUCAACGAAGCCGGCCGAUUUAUCCGGGACACAGGAAAAGAGCACCCGGCAAAAGAUCAAUUUCCACGAGCUUAAACAUCCGAGCAAGGUUCCCCAGCGUCCACACAAAUCUACGAUUGACGGCCAGUCGACACCAACCCGCAUCCCGGUGGACGCCCAAACGGUGCAGCUGCUGGAGCGGUUAAGCCUGGUGGAUCUGGACAGCGCCGAGGCCCACCGGACGCUCGAGGACGCGAUCGAGUUUGCGGAACCGCUGUACACGGUGCUGGAGCGAGAGCGGUUGACGCUGCGCGAGGACCGCGUGUCCGACUGGAACAUCCAGCAGGAUGUGCUGAGGAACGCACGCGUUACCGAGGAGGAGUACUUUGUGGCGCCACCGGGAAAUAUUCCGCUCGAGCAGGAACCGAGGAAGUGAGCGGGGGAUGGUUGGUGGGAAGGGGAUUGUGGGCUUCCGGCAGCUGCUGGAAGCUUGUAGGGAUAGUAAAUUUGUAGCGUUAGGUUUGGGGGAUAAUGUUGUGGACGGUUUUAAGCUGAGCCCGAUUGGACGAAUGUUGCGCAAUAAUCUGAGAGAUGAGUUUAGACGAGGGGAAGCUGGAACAGCGGUGUACGAAGCAUGUUCUGGGAUUCCGAUGCGGGAGAACCUGAGCUUUGUAAAGGAAACCUUUGAUCCGAAUGUACCGUUUGGAGUUACAAUAGAGGAGCGAUUUGCGAACGGGAAGGUUCUCUUGAAUGAUUCCUUGACCCUUAAUCUGGACCAAGGUCACACGCUCUCCUGUCGAUACCUGAUCAACCCGUGGCCACGCUGCAGAUCGUGCUGGAUGCGUUUGAAAGUGGCGGCGAUGCAAGCGUGAGGAUUCACCGCAAGCUGGCGCCGUUCAAGUGUGGCAUCGUGUGUCUUUCCGACAACCCCGCCCUGAUGCCGGAGUCUCGACUGCUCCGAGCGUAACGGCGGUCGUUCCCUGGCCAAACAGCUGCACCACCUCGACUCGAUUGCCGUCCCGUACUGCCUGCUGCUGCGCGACCAGUGUCUCCAGAAUGGCCUCUUUCAGCUGCGGUCCCGCGACACCACCCUCAGCGAAACGAUUCACAUCUCGGAUUUACCGCAAUAUUUAUUGAAAAUAGUAUUUAACAAGUUGAGUUUAAUAAAUACAAGCGCAAGUUUAGAAGAAAUCGCAUAGGUAUUGUCUCACGUUGAAGCCUUGCCUUGCCGAUGUGCACGAUAAAGUCCAUUCCUACGGUGCACUAAAGUCGCGCUGCCGUCCAUGAUGGUUCCCUCGCCGGAGGCAAAGUUCAGGAACUUGAGAUGAAUCAGCGUUGAGAUUUGCGCCAGCAAGUUGCACGUCAGGCCGAUCUUCUCGUCCAGAAUGGCGUAAAAGAUGGCCAACAGCCGGUCGAUGGUGAACGCCUUCGGUCCCAGCUGGUGGUCAUCUUCUCCGACACCUUGGCCUUUGCGUUGACCGACUGGAGGCGCUUCUUCUGCCUGCCGUGAUAUUUCAUAAACAGUUAUU